Molecule: messenger RNA, 8633 nt
Organism: Sus scrofa (pig)
Lineage: Eukaryota; Metazoa; Chordata; Mammalia; Artiodactyla; Suidae
Gene: ZNF804B
Product: zinc finger protein 804B
Cellular component (GO): nucleus
Source: RefSeq, a predicted model, not a curated record
CUCUCCCCCAACCGGCGGCUGGUGAAGAUUCGCGGCUCAGCCACAGCCUGGCCGCGCUCGCCACGGCCAGAGACUGGGGACCAGUGUCUGAGCAUCCCCCGGGCGCGCACUUGGUGCGAAGGCGGGGGAGGGAAGGAUACGGAGGGGGAGUUGCUGAUUCCCUAGCGAACCCAGGAAGUUGUCCUUAAGGAAAAUAUAUCGCUGGCUCGCGGGUGAGCAGCCACCUGGCCAGAGCAGCAUGUGGACUGGCUCGCCGGGUCCGCUAAGUGCUCUGUGGCUGCCGCUGCCGCCGCUGAGGUCAGAGCAGCAGCUGCCGGCAGCAGGAGCCCCGCGCGGGGCCAGGAGCGGGGACGCUCGGCCGCCGCGUCCCCUGCUUACUGCUGGCCGCUUCUUCUUGGGAGGUGGCAGUCACUGUUGCUGCUGAGAAACCAGCCCGCAUUUCCACGGAUGGUCGCCUGAUGAGGAGUUGAGACUCUAGACCUGCCGCCCGGACACACAUGGCUUGUUACCUGGUCAUCAGCUCGAGACAUCUCAGCAAUGGGCACUACCGGGGCAUUAAAGGAGUCUUCAGAGGGCCCCUCUGCAAGAAUGGAUCUCCCUCUCCGGAUUUUCCAGAAAAGGAGAAGUCCACAGCAAAGGCUCUGGAAGAUGUAAAAGCAAACUUUUACUGUGAAUUAUGUGACAAGCAAUACCACAAACACCAGGAGUUUGACAAUCAUAUUAAUUCUUAUGAUCAUGCUCAUAAGCAGAGACUGAAAGAAUUAAAGCAACGGGAAUUUGCUAGAAAUGUAGCUUCCAAGUCAUGGAAAGAUGAAAAGAAACAAGAAAAAGCACUUAAGCGACUUCAUCAGCUGGCUGAGUUAAGGCAACAGUCUGAAUGUGUUUCAGGAAAUGGACCAGCAUACAAAGCCCCCAGGGUAGCCAUAGAAAAGCAACUCCAGCAAGGAAUUUUCCCAAUUAAGAACGGCAGAAAGGUAUCUUGCAUGAAGAGCGCUCUUCUCCUUAAAGGAAAGAAUCUCUCCAGAAGCAUUUCCGAUAAACAAUGGUCCACAGCACCAAAUCGACACCAGUUACAGACAGAUAGACGUUGUUUGUUUGGAAAUCGGGUACCACACACAUCUUCAGAUCAUAGCAAUGCAAAUCACAGGACAGGAGUAUCGUUUUCUUUUUCCAGAAAAGUGCAUCUAAAAUUAGAAUCUUCAGCAGCAGUUUUCAGUGAGAACACAGAAGAAACCCAUGAUUGUAACAAGUCACCCACCUAUAAAACAAAGCACACUGCAGAGAAACGCAUGUGCUGCAGGUUUGCAAAUGAAGAUGCACACCUCGCUAAGGAAAAAGAUAUAAACAUCUCACCAAGCCAUCUGGAAAGUGUUUUACACACUACCUUCUCCAUAAGCUCUCAAAUCUUGCAAGACAAAAAUGACUCUGUUGAUGAAACACUGGAAGGUUCACUUGGCAUUCGUGCUUCAUUCAGUAAAUCUAAGAUUUGUCUUUCAGAUGCAAAAUUUACCCCUUCCAGCAGAGCAAAAGAAACUAGAAAGACAUUGAAGAACACUUCAGAAAACUGCAUUAAUCACUCAUGCCAAACAAAUGUUUCCUCCUGCCCACCAAACAUUUAUAGGCACAGUGAUGCCAGGAUAUUUGAGUGUCUGGAUGAGUUUCAAUCACUAGAGCCAAGUGAACAAAGCAGCACAGUACAUCUGAAUCCCAACUCCAGAAAGGAAAAGAGAGAAAAAUCAUUAGAUAAAACAGAGAGAGCUAGCAAAAAUGUACAAAGGCUUAUAAGAGAAGCUUGUCCCCAUGACAGGAAGGCCAAACCACUGCCUUUUCUCCACGUACAAAGCAAGGAUGGCCACACCACUCUCCAGUGGCCUACAGAGCUGCUUCUUUUUACAAAAACGGAGCCCUGUAUCUCUUAUGGCUGCAAUCCAUUGUAUUUUGAUUUUAAGCUUUCUCGAAAUGCGAAGCAUGGCCAUGAUCCAGAGGACUUAAAAACAGAUCUGGAUUUGCUGAAAGAACCCUCAGAAAUGAAGACUACAAUAGAGAACCAAGUCUCAGGUUUAAUCAAAGACCAACAACAGUUGAUCCAAGAGGAUAAUCAAUCUCUGAAACCAAAGAUGAUGGUAGUUCAUCCAGAUUGGGAAAAUUUCCAGAGAAAAUAUAAUUUGGGCCACAAUGAUUCUGAGUCAAAUGUGAUUGAAUGUAAUUUGAAUGCAAGCGAUUUGGAAAAGAAAAAUCCUGAAGUGCCUGCUUACCUUGAUAUCUCGCUAAAUAAUUUUGUAGGAAACAACAAUAAUAGUGAGAAUGAACUUAAGGAAACUUCAAGGGCCCAUUGGCCAAGCUGCCAAAGGAUAAUUCUAAAGGAUGCAAAUGAGGGUGUAUCUUUUUCUCCUUAUGUCUCUAGGACUAAAAAGCAUAAACUGAUUUCCUGUGACCCUCCUGUGGAUUUUGAAGAUGGGAAUCAAGUCACCUGGAAUUCUAGUCCUUACACAGUAAGGGGCCACAGUGACUGUGGGAAGAACUUCAGGGUAAUAUUGAAUAGCAACCACAUCAGCAUGACCAGCAGGGCUUCUGGAUGUGGAAACACAAGUUAUAAGAGAGGUUCUCCAAAGUCGUCUCUGAAUAGACAUUCAAGCCCUUCAGACACAUCCCCUGGCAGUACACCCAGCUUGAGAAGUACUUGCUCAAAUAAUAGGUCCAGUGGUCGUGGGAGAGGUAAUUUGCUCUACUUCUGCAAAAGAGAACACAACUCAACUGAAAGACACAGACGGAAACGUCGAAAGCACAGCUGUCUCUGCUUGUCUGAUGAGCUAGCAAAGAGUGACUGUCCACCGUCUGAAACACAGAGAGGCAGGAGCUGCAAAUUGUGGGAGUCAGUUAAAAAUGAAAAAUACUCAAAACAUGGAUAUAGUCACUGCAGAGAAAAAUAUAAAGUGGGUAAAAAUCAACAGUUUUCAGGGCCAAAAUCCAGGAGAAUCCCCCAUUGCGAUGCUAGCUCCCAGACUUCUUGUGCUAGAAGCAGUGAAAACCCUCCUAACUGCCAGGGACUUCAGCACAGCAGAUUGGGCUCUUACUCAAGAAAGAAAACGUAUUACUCAAAUAAAAGUGAACGAAGCCAACAGUCUUUGGACAGCCCUCAUCUUUGUGAUCUGGGAAAAGUAAAACCCACACAGUCUAACCCUGGGAAUAUAAGCUGCCUUCUAAGAAACUGUUCCGACAGCCCUUCAGAAACCACAGAGUUGAACAUUGUGGAAGGAAAGAGCACCCCCUUGACAGCCAAAAGCCUUUUAGAAAGAGUACAAGCCAAGAAACGUCAAGAACAAUCAACUCAUUUUGAAGUCACUUCAGACAGUUGUAAAAAUGAAUCAGAGGCUCAUUCUCCAAUCCAAUGUACAAUUCAAUUCAUACCACCAGGUUGUACCAGCCCUGCAUUGCCUAUGUCUAAAAAAAUACAGAACACAAGUAGAAGAAGAAAGGAUAAAGGCAGUUCAAUGCAAAGAACUACUGAGACAGACACAGUCAAAAGUUCACAGACAAAUGAUUUUUCUGUUUUAGGAGACACCAAUUGUGAUAAUCACCUUUCUAAAGGUAUAAUUCAUGGAGCAGCAGAGUCCCACUCACCAAACAUGAAAAAUAACCCAAUCACAAAAGAACAGUCCAAGUCUUUAAUUAGUGAGUUCCAACCUUUUAUUCAAAGCUGUGACCCGGUACCAAAUGACUUCCCUGGUGCUUUUCCAUCUAAUAGAUAUACUGAUGUUAUUGAUUCAACAGAGACCAAAGAGGACCGAAUAAAUCUAGACUUAGAGGAUGUAAGCAUGCAUAUGAAUCAUGUAGAGGGGACUAUAAACUCUUACUAUGACAGAACAAUGCAGAAGCAUGACAAAGUAGCAGAUGACUUAGAAAUGUGUCAUAAAUCUUUCUCUCCCCCUUUAAUUCAACAGCCCAUAACGUUUUCUCCUGAUGAAAUAGAUAAAUAUAAGCUCCUACAGCUACAAGCCCAGCAGCAUAUGCAGAAACAGCUCCUAUCAAAGCAUCUUCGAGUUGUGCCUGCCACAGGGCCAACGGCCUUCUCUCCGGCCUCAGCUGUACAGACAGUUCCGGUUCACCAGCAGGCUUCCAUCACCACGAUCCACCACACGUUCCUGCAGCAUUUUGUUUCCGCUUCCAUAAAUGCCCAUAGCAGUCACCUCCCUAUAGCUCAUCUCCAUCCUCUUCCGCAGCCACAUUUUAAUCCAUUCGCCUUUUCACCUCUGACUCCAACCAUCAUCCCAGCGCACCACACUUUCUUAGCGGGUCACCCCCUGCAUUUAGUCACUACUGCCCCCUUCCACCCACCUCACAUAACGCUUCAGCCCCUGCCCCCUGCAGCAUAUAUUCCCACAUUGUUUGGCCCUCACUUAAACCCAGCCACAGCUUCUAUCAUCCACUUGAAUCCUUUAAUUCAACCAGUGUUUCAAGGUCAAGAUCUUUGCCAUCAUUCUUGCUCCAGUCAGAUGCAACCAAUAAAUGGAGUGAAAGAGGCCUUAAAUGUGCCAACUCACUUGAACUAAUACAUGUUAAAUCCCCUUCUUUGGAUAAAUAAAACAAAUCGUCACUACCUUCAGAAUGAUAUAUUUAAAUUGGACUGAUUAUUACAAGAUUUAAAAUGGGGGUGCCAAUUCAAAACAUGACUGGUAGAGAAAUAUGAACUGAAUGGCCAAUAUUGAAAUGGAAGCAUUUUAAGAAUUUCUUUUAAAUUGCAAAACUAUGGAACAAAUUUAAAGGAAUUGUAUGGAUAGGUAGAGGGAAGAGUGUUAAAAUUCUGUUUUGGAUGAGUUCUCACAUAACAAAAAUGGAAAACAUUUAGGCAGAUCAUUGAUACUACAAAGUAAAUUAACCGGAACAUAAUGCCCUUUGUUCUAGGUGUUCGUUGAGUGAGUGAACAAAUGAAUGAAUUAAUGCACAUUUGGUUUUAUUUAUCAGGUAAUAAUAAAAGGUCAGUGAAAUGAAUUAAUUAUAUUAAAAAUAAUUCCUAUGGUUAACUGUUGACUAAGCUUUCAAUCAGUAUAAUCUCUUUCAAUCAAUAUACUAUAUUUUCAUGGGAAAAAGAGAUGACAAGAAAUUUUCUAACUAAUCCAGAUUGAAAACUAGUCUUCAAUGCAAAAUAGUCUUAUUCAGAAUGUACGGCUGUGUUUCUGUGGAAUGUUGGACUCUCUUCAUUUCAGUCCCUUCUGUGUCAAGAGGAUUAUGUGAUGGUAAGAAUCACCAAUAUCUAAAAUUAAGAAUGUUUAAUUUUUGUAUAAAAAAACACACAUACACUAUCAUUAGUUUUGGGUAAGGCAAAUAAAAAAUAAGUUAUAUUCAGAAUAAUAUUUGAACAUAUUUGUCCAUCUUUCAAAGAUUACAAGUUUUAAAAUUCUACUCAGAAAUCUGUGUUCAGACAAUAGAUGUAUAAUUGGAGAGGUAAAAGUUUGGAAAUAUCAAACAUUUUACAUGAUACUUACUGAGAAAAAAAUUUAAAUAUUUGUUAUGUUUUAUUCAAUUUUACUAAAUAUUUAUAAAAUGCAGUGAAUGAUGAUGAAUAAAAUCACCAUUCUGAUAAUUUUGCAAAUGAUUUUAAACAUUCAUCACCCACAAAAUGUGCAUUUCUUACAUCUAUAUUUCUGAAUGACCCUUUAGUGAGGUGUAUUAUUUUAUACUCUUAAAAGGAAAGAAAAACUUGUAUGGCUGUACAUUCCCCAUUAGCACGGGUUUUAGAGAAAAUCAAAAGGAGCAGGAAUGGAGAUAAUCAGUCAUCAUCACCACGGUGUGUAUAACUAAUGCAGAUCCCUCUGCCACUAGAAAGUGAGAAGGAUGGCUUAUCCAGUCUUGGCUUUAUGGGGAAGAGAACUGUGCUUAUUGAAGGCCUAUGGUGCAUCAAGAGAGUCAUGCUGAGCAUUUGGCCUGAACUAUCUCAUUUAAUUUCACAAGUGUAUUCUUAGUCCAUAUUCUUUCUCUGUACAGAUGGGGGAAAAGCAGUUGAAAGGCUAAGAUCUUAACACUUGCAAAUGGUAGGAAAGGACAUCUUUGAUGCUGGUGAGGGAGAGAUGUCUAGAAUCCAGUGAAUUAAAAAAUGUAAAGAGAUGAUGUAGUUUCCUAAAUAUCACCAGAAACUCAUGGGAUGGAAAUUUUGACUUGGGGUAUGGCAGUGAGAGAGUCUAACUUAUCUGAAAGGAACAGAAAAAAUGGAAGAAAGGCAUCAAAUAGCAAGAAAUUCUAUACUUGUAUGGAACUCCAUAAAAAUGAUUAUAAAAGAACAUUGAUAAACAUUGAGUGAAUAAUAAAAAAAAUCAAAAUAAAUGAAUAUUUCUUAGAAAAAUAGGUGGCAAAUUUUCCAGCACAUAAAAAGAAAAGUAAUGUGGAUACCAUUUCCUAAAACAGAUUACAAAGUUGAUACAGAGCCAAGAUAGAGUAAUUAUGGGAACCCACUAGAAGUCUUAUUAUGAAAAAGACCAUCUGAUUAAUAUUUAUAAUUGUCUUAGUGACAAUUUAAUCUCUCAGAAGGUUACAACAGAGAACCUCUCCCGGGCACUUAAUUUUGACUAACAAGGAUAGAUGAAUAUGAAUUGAUGGCAUGGAAAUGACUAUCUUGUAUUAUUGGUGAUGAAAAUGUUCACUGGAUAUACUGUCUUGGACUUUGGGAAAACAGACUUCACCAUUUAAAUAAAAGAUAACUUGUACCCUAGGGCAGGAAAUUAUAAAAGCUGUAGCAUCACAUGAGUAGAGCUACCAUUACAAAUGAGUCCAAUGAAGCAGAAAAAAGUUGUCCUUAAAACAAUUGAAUAUAAGCUGAAUGAAAGAAAUUAUUCAGAAUAAUCAUUAAAAUACCAUCAUUAAAAUACCAUGUGGUGGUAACACAACAGUCAUGGAUCAAAAAUGGAGGGAGAUUAGGUUAACUCAGUUUAAAUACCCCAUUUAUUGGGAAAAUCCAAAGAAAUUGUUUUUUUGCUUUUGCUUACUGCUAAGGCAGGUGAUCAGUAAUAAUAAUAAUAACAACAAUAAUAAUAGUGUUCCCUAAAUCUGAAUCUGUUUUGGUUUCCCUCUUAAGGAUAAAGUUCUUCAAAGUGAGAAUUGUGGAACUAACAUGGAUAAUAAAUUUGGAAAAUACAGAGAAAAUUAUUUACUGGCCACUUUAAAUGAGUUUGAAUCUCCACAUUUAGAAUUUUACCAUUAGAAUAUUAAAAUUGCCUUUCUCAAAUGUCCUUGAGAAAAUAGGCAAACUGGAGGAGAAGUUAGAACAAUUAAUCUCUACUUUUAUAACAGGAAGAAUAUUUAAUAUAAAUAUUACUGAUUUAAAAGUUAGCAUAUUUAUAAAUAAAAGUUUAAGCAGAAUGUCUAAUGAAAAUGAAGAUACAAAUCAAUAGUAACUCUAACAGGUAUACCAAAAACAAAUCAUAAAAAAUAAAAGUAUUUUAUUUUUUAUUUGUUCUCUUUAUUUUCUUUCUCAUUUAAUAAAUAUUUAUUAAGCACCAUGUGCUAGGCAAUAAUCUAAAUGUUUUGGAUAUAAUAAAAAUCAUAACUAACAAUAAUAGUGCCAUAAUAUAGUUUAAUUUUAAUCAGGUCAUGUAGACAAAAACCAGAAUAGACAAGUAAAACAAUACUAUGUCAGAGGAUAAUAAAUGCUACUGAGGGAUAUAAAUAGGAAAAGUAGAUAAAGGUGUUUGGGCCAGAUAGUGGCUAAAGUACAGUUUUAAGUAGGGUAGUCAGAGGAAGCUUCACUAUGAAAGGGGUAUAUCAACAAAGACCUAAAACAAAUGAGCAUUCUAGGCUCGGAGAAGACCAGGUUUCAGUGACUUGUUGGAAAUGCCCGUCAUGCUUAAGAAAUGGCACAAAAACACUGGUUGGGAAAGAAGGAUUCAGAGAAUUACAGGAGAUAAAAGCAGAGAAAAAAUUUUGCAGCAAAAUCAUGUGGGAUCACAUUGGCCAUUUUAAUGACGAGUUUCUACUGUGAGAUGAGAAACUAGUGGAUAAUUUUAGCAGAUGAGCAACAUGAUUCUUCUUAGAUUUUACCAGGGCCACUCAGCUAUGAAUUGUGAAUGAUCUCUAGGGGAGUAAAGAUUGGAGUAGGGAGGCCAAUUAGAAGAUUGAAAUGUUUCAGCCAAAAGAAUGCAGUGGCUUGCUCAGGGAUAGUCUGGUGGAAAUGUUGACGAGUGGUGAGACUCUGGAUUUAUUUUGAAAGGAGGGCUGAAAAACUGCUUUGUCUUGAGUAUAAGGUAUAAGACAAAGAAAAGAGUCAGAGGUGACAUCCUACUUUUUACACAAGCAACUAGAUAGAUGGAUUUACUAUUUAACCAAAAUAUGGAACACUGUGGUGAGGAGCAGGAGAAGAGAGGAAGUUCGGUGUAAAUAUUCUGUUUGAGAUGCCUAUUAAAUACUGAAGUGGAGAUAAUGAGUUGGUAGCUGGAAGUAUGAGUCUGAAGUUUGAGUAGAAGUGUGAGAAGGACAAAUACUUUCAGGAAUCCUUAACAUAUAGAAAGAAUUUGAAGCCAGUGGCCUAGAUAAUAUCAUCAGGGGAGGUGAGGGUAGAUAAACGGUUCAGAGACUGAGUGACCCUAGAUCACUCUAAUUUUAAGAGUGGAAAUAGAAGGAAGCACCCCCCCCCAAAAAAAAAGAGA